CUCCAGGAGAACAAGCACUUGAACCUCCAGUUGUUCAAAAAUAGCCACAAGGCAUCUGAGUAUGAGAAGCAUAUGCGUGAGGCUGCGGAGCGGAGGCAGCAGCUAGAGUUGGAGCAUGAGCAGGCCUUGGCUGUACUCAAUGCAAAGCAGCAGGAGAUUGACCUUCUUCAGAAGGCUCAGGUUGAGGCUAAAAAGGAACAUGAAGGCGCUGUCCAUCUGUUAGAGGCCAAAGUCCGUGAGCUGGAGGAAAAAUGUCGGACUCAGAGUGAGCAGUUCAACCUCCUGUCAAAAGAGCUGGAGAAGUUCCGGCUCCAGGCUGGGAAGUUUGAUAUCCUCAGCACUGAACCCUUAACUGUAUGUGAAUCUCCUGGGUCGCCCAACAAAUCCCUGUCCCAGCUCCUUAAUGGACUGGCUGCCCCCUUAGGAAAAGGCAAUGAGGCUCCAACAAGCAGAUCUUUGAUAUCUGAGUUCAUUCGACCACUCCAGAUCAGUGGAGACAAGCCCGAGCUCCUCUCUGUCAAGCCAACAUUCCUCACUCGCACUCGAGGCAGCAGCCCAGCACGGGCUUUCCUCUCUGAGAUGGACAAAGAGCUCAGAUCAACCACAAGGUCCAAACCAAGAUUCACAGGGAAGGUUCGUCUGUGUAUUGCUCGGUACAGUUACAAUCCUUAUGAUGGGCCCAAUGAGCAUCCUGAGGCAGAGCUCCCCUUGGUGGCAGGGAAGUACCUCUACGUUUACGGGACAAUGGACGAGGAUGGCUUUUAUGAAGGAGAGCUGCUGGAUGGACAGCGGGGACUCGUCCCAUCCAAUUUUGUGGAUUUUGUCCAAGAUGAGGAGACACCCUCUGUCCAGCACAGGGACACAGUGGCUAAAGAACCUGGCUACCUCAACCACAGUAGCCUGGGGCCUCAGAGACUGGGGGUCGGCACAGGAACAGGGACAGGAACAAGCAUAAGCAGCCUGCUGUCUGACAGUAAACUAGACUGUCUAAGCACCAGCAGCUUGGGCAUGGACCUCCUGGGCUCUUCCAGCAAUGGGACAGGAACCCUGGAUGUCAGCAUUGACGAGGUCGGUGAAGACAUUGUGCCUUAUCCCCGCCGCAUCAACCUGAUUAAACAACUGGCCAAGAGUGUAAUUAUUGGCUGGGAUCCUCCUGUGGUCCCACCAGGCUGGGGCUCCAUCAGUGGCUACAAUGUCUUGGUGGAUAAAGAGGUUCGCAUGAGUGUCCCCUACGGGGGCAGGACGAAAUCGCUUAUUGAAAAGCUCAAUCUGGCCACCAACACCUACCGUAUCUCUGUGCAGAGCAUCACUGAUCGCGGCCCGUCGGACGAGCUCCGGUGCACUCUGCUCGUGGGAAAGGAUGUGGUGGUGGCACCUUAUUAUUUGCGGGUGGACAGCAUCACACAGGUCUCUGCUGAGCUCUCUUGGAUGCCCAGCAACAGCAACUACAGUCACACUAUCUUCCUCAAUGGUGCAGAGUAUGACAUGGUCAAGGCCGGAGGCUACAAGUACAAGUUCUUCAACCUGAAGCCCAUGACAGUUUACAAGGUGAAAGUUGUGGCGCAGCCGCAUCAGGUGCCUUGGCAGCUUCCGAUGGAUCAAAGAGAGAAGAGGGAAAUCUCGGUGGAGUUCUGCACUCAGCCUGCAGGGCCCCCUCUCCCUCCCCAGGAGGUGCAAGUCCAGUGUGGUCAGACUCCUGGGGUCCUGCAGAUCAGAUGGAAGCCGCCACCUCUGACACCUUCAGGAACCUCUAACGGGGCCAGUGUGAUUGGCUAUGCUGUGUGCACAAAGGGACAAAAGAUAGCAGAGGUCUUGUACCCCACAGCAGACUAUGUGACCGUGGAGUUAAACAGGAUUCAGUGUCUGGAGGCCAGGGAAGUCAUUGUAAGGACGUUAUCGACUCAAGGAGAGUCCCAGGACUCGCCAGUGGCCGUCAUCCCGCACAAUCUCUUGGGAUCUCCACGUCUGUCCCACCGAACCACUGCGCCUCCCCACCCUAUCCCUCACCCGCAGUCCCACCCAACGUUAGUAAGUGCCAGAGAGCCAGAAACCAAAGAGCAUGAGGUGGGCCUGCGGCCAGCCCAGCCCUGGGAGCGCUCCCCCUCUCCGCUGCCUCCCAUGCGCGGAUCUAACUUAGAGCCGCCGCACUUCCAGCCACGGCGAUCGCCCUCUCCACAGAGGAUCCUGCCGCAGCCUCAGGGAGUCCCCAUCCCCAACACCAUCGCCAAGGCCAUGGCCAGGGAAGCUGCCCAGAGAGUGUUUGCCGAGGGUAACCGGGUUGAGAAAAGGAAUAUCUUUAGUGAACGAGGUAACGCCUUGCAUCCACUCAACUCGGAUGAGGAGGAGGAUGGCUACGACUCUCCUCAUGCGAGGAGGAGAGGAGCCUCGGUGGAUGAAUUCCUCAGAGGCUCAGAGUUGGGCAGACAGCACCAUCAUUACCACUACAGCCACAGCGAGGAGUACCACACAGAGAGCAGCCGGGGUUCGGACCUGUCUGACAUAAUGGAGGAGGACGAGGAAGAUCUUUACUCUGAGAUGCAACUGGAGGAGGGCCGCAGGCGCAGUAUCAACUCUCACAACACUCUUAAGAUCAUUGGGAACUCACCAUCACAUGGAAGCGCCGAUCGUCUGGACCACUCAGGGAGGAGGCCGGUUCACAUCGGCACCCCCCCUCAGCGACGACCCAUUCCAUCCAUUGACGGCUAUGGCGGUCGCAGGCACGGGCGGGGACGGCGUUCCCCGGAUUACUAUGAGGAAUCAGAGCCAGAGGAGCUGACCCGUGUGUUUGUGGCUCUGUUUGACUAUGACCCCCUGUCCAUGUCUCCCAACCCUGAUGCUGCUGAUGAGGAGCUGCCAUUCAAGGAGGGCCAGAUCAUCAAGGUGUUUGGGAAUAAAGAUACGGAUGGCUUCUACAGGGCGGAGAUUCGAGAACGAGUGGGUCUGAUCCCCUGUAACAUGGUCUCUGAGAUCCAAACAGAGGAUGAUGAGAUGAUGGACCAACUCCUUAAACAGGGCUUCCUGCCACUCAACACUCCUGUGGAGAAGUUAGAGAGGAACAGGCGGAGCGGCCGUCAACACCCGAUGUCAACACGGAGAAUGGUAGCCCUGUACGACUACGACCCCAGAGAGAGCUCCCCUAACGUUGAUGUAGAGGCUGAACUGACUUUCUGUGCCGGUGACGUCAUCACAGUUUUUGGUGAAAUAGAUGAAGAUGGCUUUUACUAUGGCGAGCUCAAUGGACACAAAGGACUUGUUCCUUCCAACUUUCUAGAAGAAGUGCCUGAUGAUGUAGAGGUUUUUCUCACUGACUCACCAUCUCGAUACCCCCAGGACAAUCCAGCACGGAUAAAGACCAAAAGGGUUCCAUUGGAAAAAUCGGGUCCGCCCAGAAGAGCAGCCUCUCCCACAGUGCGUCCACACAUCCCUGGCUCUGGCCCUGCCACCGUGGGGCCCGGCAGUCCCAUCAGGGCCCCAGUGGACAUGUACUCCUCCAAAAAGAGAAAGGGACUGCUCUCCAAAGGGAAGAAACUAUUGCAAAGACUUGGCGCUGUAAAAUAA
Messenger RNA from Seriola dumerili (greater amberjack), 3558 nucleotides. RefSeq names its product RIMS binding protein 2 (gene rimbp2b). Gene Ontology annotation, biological process: neuromuscular synaptic transmission. Gene Ontology annotation, molecular function: protein binding. The transcript has 20 exons. Bases 73 to 3558 code for a protein of 1161 amino acids. NCBI's taxonomy places the organism in Eukaryota, Metazoa, Chordata, Actinopteri, Carangiformes, Carangidae. The record is from RefSeq and is a predicted model, not a curated record.